CGUGUCAACUUAUAGGUGUUGUCGUAGGCCUCCAACAGUCGCAGCCGUUCAUCGAUGGACACCAGUGUGUCAUAAAGAGGUUUCGAGAGCACCGGCUGUUGGAAAGAAUUGGAUGAACUGAGACAAGAAUUAUGCGAAACGAAAGCUAUAAACAAAAUAAAUGCCGAUAACUCGGAGACUAUUGAAAAUGAAACCAAAAAUGAUUCAAAACGGGAAAGUUUUUCGUCACAUAAUUCACACCCAAAUGAAAGGAAUUCGUUUGAAAUGUUGAGAACCAUUGAGAGGACACUCCCCACAGAAUCCAGUGAUAUAUUGAAACAAAAGUGCCGACAAUUGGCUUCAAAACACGAAGAGUGCCUUCAGUUGAGGAAAACGUGUCGUUACGCCGACAAACACUUCAAUUACAGUCCGAGUUAUUCGGUCAACAACCCGGCCCUCCGGUUCCUACGGCUAGUGCUGGCGGACACCUUGGUUAACCUCCGACUCUAUGACCUCCACCGCCAUAAGACGGUCAUCCGGGCGUGUAGGGCUCAGUGUCUGGACGGCUACCCAUUGCCCGCACCACCCGAUCAUAAUAGUCAGUCUCUCAGGAAAAGACAGGGCGUCGGUAUGUUUCGGUUCGUCACAGUGGACAAGGAGGCUGACGAGGGGUUAGGCCUUUCUAUUACGGGUGGUAAAGAGCAUGGAGUGCCUAUCAUUAUAUCGCAAAUACAUCCCAACACACCGGCCGCCAGAACCGGCGCCCUAUAUGUCGGCGACGCCAUCCUUAGUGUCAACUCUAUUGACUUAAGAGAUGCCAAACACGCGGACGCGGCCUAUGUUUUAGCGAAUCAGUCUGGCAAAUGUGUGUUAGAAGUGGUAUUCGUGGCGCCGGACGAGCACACGGAUGAAGAGGAGGAGUACGGUGUCAGUGGAUGCGGUGCCGGUGAUGAUGAGGGCAUCUCAGCCGGUGUGGCCAUUGGUAGUGGCAGUUAUCCGUAUUACGAUCACCGGGUGAUUGAUGUGCGCGCCAUGAAUGCCAUCGAAAGCUAUGCCAACGAUUACGAUAAUAGGGAUGCGAUUAACGACGGAACCGAUGGAUCCCUGGACGGCAGCGCCAGUCAGACCAAUGAGACGGUGGGCACCGGUGGCUCAGUGUCCUCAUCGCCCACUAAACGAUACCCAGGAGUGGCCAAAUUGAAGCCUUUAAUGAGCGCUAAUAGUGUUCGUGUGACUAAUGACGGCAAAUGUGAUGAUCGUUUGAGUGGAAAUACGCGAUCAUUAGAUGGUGUGGACAGUCAUCAUAAGAUCGAGACUCUCAUCCAUUAGCGUACGGAUGACUAUAUGACUAUUUAAUUGAUAUUUUAUUUAUUUAUGUUUUUAUGUGAUGAAGCAAUUCACGGUUUUUAUUAUUUAUGAUUUGAUGUAUUAUUAUAAUUAUAAAG
This is a messenger RNA of Oppiella nova, 1424 nucleotides long. The record is from the annotation of a GenBank genome assembly. NCBI's taxonomy places the organism in Eukaryota, Metazoa, Arthropoda, Arachnida, Sarcoptiformes, Oppiidae.